UUUUUCAAAUACUAUGAAAGACAUCGUGACACAUUGGGAAAUUUCACAAUAUAACAUACAGUACAUUGCAUAACUGUUAAAAGUAUAUCUCUGGACUUGAAACACACUGCAUGGAUUGCAUGAAAGAAGACAUGAAUGCUAUUUCAAAGAUAAGAGAGUUAGAAGUUUUGAAAAUGAAAAUUGGUAUAGAUGAAAAAUAUCAUGAGGAAGACAAGAAUAAGCUUGUGCAAGAAGAAGAAGGAAAACGUCAGCAGCUUGAAAAUGUGAUUGACGAUUUAAAAAGUUGUAACGCUAAUCAAGCUGAUAAAUUAAAUCAACUCGGACAGGCGAACUGUAAAAAGGACAAAGAAAUAGAAGAAUUGAAAACAAAACAAGGGGAAAUGCUGAAGAUAAAGGAGGAAUUGUCCGUAAAAAUUUCCGUUUUGGAAGAGAAAAUUAAGUAUUCAUCAGAAACGCGUGAUCAACAACAAGCCGAAAUAAAAGAUCUUAAAAUAGAGUUAUUACGUGUAGAAAAAGAACUGCAAGUCAUGAAAACAGACAAAAUGCUACAAGAAAAUGCAAUCAAUGGCCUAAAAAGAGAACUUAAACAAGAACAUGCUGAGGUUAAAGCACAGUUAGACAGUAUUAAAAAUCAUUCUAAAGAAUCUGAGAAAAAGUUAUCCGAAAUAGCUGCUACAUGUGCUAGCCUAGCAAAAAUGGCAUUAGCAAAGGAUGGUGAGAGCAAUGUUAAUAUACAUGACGUGGCACACGUUAAUCUGUCAGUCAAUCAAAACGGUGGAAAAACAGGGAUGACUGUAAUGAAAAAAGCUGUUCCACUGAGGGUUUUUAAUCCGAAAAUACCAAGAACUGGAAAAAAGUUAUACUCUUCAAGAAACACAAAUUAUUUCAGUAGGAAGGAUCAUCAAAAGACAGAAUAAAUAGGAUGAAGAAAAUUUAACAACGAAAAGGCGCAUUUAAAAAGGCUUUUGAUUGAAGUGUUUACCGAGUGCUGAAUUUAAUGGACGUAAUUAUGUCUUGAUAUCUAAUUAACUUUGGUGUUACAUUGAGCAAUUUAUUUAUGAUUUAUUUGAUGGCAAAUUAUAUAUCAUGCUGCGUAAUAGCGACAAUAUUUAAUAGUGUGGUUUAAACAGAAGCACUGCUUUCACAACCGUAUAUCUAUCAGUUUCACGUUUUCUCAGUUGGAAGUUGACAAAGUCCAAAGCAGACACUGGAUUUGAAAAAGAAGUAUCUAUAUAACCUCAUGAAAAAUGAAAGUAUUAUGUCAUAAAUUCAUUACAAACGGAACUGAACAAUACAUGUACACUUUAACUCACUAUUUAAACUCAUUAUGGUAACAUUGUGACGUAAUGUAUGAAUUUUCGAUAUGCUAUUUAGACACCGAAACAUGUAGAUUAAAAAAUGUUCUGUAGCAGU
Mytilus trossulus (common blue mussel) is the source of this 1413-nucleotide messenger RNA. Its product is annotated as golgin subfamily A member 4-like. Bases 111 to 917 code for a protein of 268 amino acids. The transcript has 2 exons. NCBI's taxonomy places the organism in Eukaryota, Metazoa, Mollusca, Bivalvia, Mytilida, Mytilidae. The record is from RefSeq and is a predicted model, not a curated record.